AUGGGUCUCGCUGCAGCCGGCGGUGCCAGCAGCCGGCACCGCUGGGGUGGCGGCGGCAGCGAGUCGGAGGCGUCGAACGCCGAGUGCAGCAGUUCCAGCGGUCUGGACCUGGCAGACGGCGGGCUGAGCCUCGCAGACGGGCCGCCCACAGAUGCGCAGGGCCUGGAGGAGCCGCGGCGCACAGGCACUACCUUCACAGCGCUGAUGCAUGUGCUCACCGCUGUCAUCGGCGCUGGCGUGUUGGCGCUGCCAUACGCCGUGGCGAUGCUGGGCUGGGUGGCGGGGCCGCUGUGCAUCAUUUGUUUCGGGGCACUCACUCAAGUUUGCUCGGUGCUGCUGGCAGACUGCUACAUCAUCAACGGCAAGAUUAACUGCACGUACAGCGAGUGUGUCGCAGCGACCUUCCGCCCGUGGGUAGUCACCACGAUUGGCAUCAUCCAGCACGUCAAUUUGGUGCUCGUCAUGUGGGCGUACGCCAUCACCGCCCCGCAGUCGCUGCAGACCAUCGCUCGCUCCAUAUGCAGCGAGGCCGGCUGGAGCAGCUGCUUCACAAACUACAAUUGGUGGGCCAUCAUCUUUGGCGGCUCGCAGCUGCUGAUGGUGCAGAUGCCCGACAUUGAUCACCUCAAGUUCUGGCCGCUGGCCGUCGGGUUCCCGUUCGCCAUGUAUGCCAAGGUGUACAAGCCGGCAGGUCCAACGCUGCUGCUGAUGAAAGUGACCGCGCUUGUCAUGCUUCUGGUGGCGGUGGCCGCCACCAUUGCAUCCUGCCAGAACAUCAUCGUCUCAUGGAGUACAUUCACUUUCUUCAGCUGAAGCCCUACUAUCCCCGUAGAGCUGGUGCAUUUGCGGUGAUGCUGCACUGGCUACUCCGUUGCUUUGCAUCUACAACACCUCCCCUUCUCAUACCUUACUUCUUUUUUCUUGCCAACCUCUCCCCUCUCCCAAUGACUGAUGCCCGUUGAUCACCUGUGCCCCCUGUCACAGUGACAGCAUAAUGAGUUCUGCCACACAAAAACUCCCUCGAAUUUUGCGUUUCCAAAUGCCUAAUUUUGCAAUCGACAGAUGCAGCAGCUUCCCAGCUGCUGCAACCUUCCAACCAGCGUCCUCUUUCAUAUUCGUAUGUUUGCAGUUGUGUAUCUGCAGGUUGACUCCCCCCCCACCUUUCUCAAAUUUUCCCCCCAGCAGUACGAUGUUUUUCUGCACAGCUGAGUCACAGCCAACUUGCUUGAGAGUGUUUACACUCCGUAUGUUAGCAAGAGCAGCACACCAAUCGAAUUGAGUGGGGCUGGAAUGGCAACAUGCAAAGCAGGUCAGCUGAC
Chlorella variabilis is the source of this 1319-nucleotide messenger RNA. RefSeq lists its product as hypothetical. Gene Ontology annotation, cellular component: plasma membrane. The record is from RefSeq and is a predicted model, not a curated record. The transcript is spliced from 8 exons. Bases 1 to 813 code for a protein of 270 amino acids. Lineage: Eukaryota; Viridiplantae; Chlorophyta; Trebouxiophyceae; Chlorellales; Chlorellaceae.